UCUGACCAUCUCAAAGAGGAGAGAAAGGGGACGAUGAUGGCUCACCAGUACCCUUCUUGGAUCUUCAUCAAUGAGAGGACGUUCAUUACCAGGGAACAACUUAAUUCUUUAUUGAAGACCUAUAACAUUUUUUAUGGGAACCAGAAAAAUCUACAUAUUUUAUAUGAGCAGCCAGACUAUUUAUCUUAUCACAGCAGCACUCUGAAGACACAUGCAAAUGAAGAGCCGGAAUCCCCACUGCUCUAUAGAACCAUGAGUGAAGCCACCCUGGUGAGAAAAAGGAGGAAGUCUCCAAUGAUGGACAGAAAAGACAGACAAAACCACAGGGCCUCUAUCAACGGGCACUUCUAUAACCAUGAAACAUCAAUUUUUACUCCAGCCUUUGGAUCAGAAACUAAGGUCAGAAUAAACAGUAACAUGAGGACUGAAGAAGUAAUAAAGCAACUUCUCCAAAAAUUUAAGAUUGAAAAUAGUCCCCAGGAUUUUGCUCUUUACAUUAUUUUUGCAACAGGAGAACAGAGACGGCUGAAAGAGACAGACAUUCCUCUACUGCAGAGACUCCUACAGGGACCCUCCAAAAACAAUGCUCGCAUUUUCCUCAUGGAUAAAGACGCAGAAGAAAUUAGCAGUGAUGUGGCUCAGUACAUUAACUUUCAUUUUUCUCUCUUGGAAUCCAUUCUUCAAAGAUUAAAUGAAGAAGAGAAAAGAGAGAUUCAAAGAACAGUAAUAAAAUUCAAUACAGAAAAGGCUAUGAUACUGAAAUGUCUCCAAAGCAAACGGGUGGUAAAAACAGAGACUACAGUUUAGUAGUACAGGCCACUAUUGCUAAAACACUUCAGCAAAGAGAGAUAUUACUAUUCGGUGAAUACGUAAACUCUGUACUUGCAUUCAUACAAAUAUAUAUGACCUUGAAUCUGUAGAAAAUUGAAUGUCAAAAAAGCUUGUUUCUCCUUGAAGUGAUGAAGUUAACUAGAGUUCACAAGUGGACUAAAAUGAGCUGGAAUUUAGUUUCAGUAACUGAAAUAAGCCUGGAUACUGUGUAUCCCAAAUUUCUUUUAUAGUAAAACAUGUAAUGAACUCGAAUAUAAAUGGUGUCUUCAAAUACGCAGAUUAAUCUUGUUUGAGCUUGAACUCUCAAGAGAACUGAAACAUCAUCAACCAACUCAGAAAUGACUCAGAAGUAAAAGCUGCCAGUUCUUGAAAUGAGAAAGAAGUACGUUUUUACACUGUCGAGGAAUCUAAUGGCAAAACUCUGGCAUUUUCAUAGCAUCCAGGACUAUCUUUAUAUGGGUAGGUGACUUCUGGCUA
This is a messenger RNA of Propithecus coquereli (Coquerel's sifaka), 1308 nucleotides long. RefSeq names its product Ras association (RalGDS/AF-6) domain family member 6 (gene RASSF6). Gene Ontology annotation, biological process: signal transduction. Lineage: Eukaryota; Metazoa; Chordata; Mammalia; Primates; Indriidae. The transcript is spliced from 8 exons. The coding region runs from base 34 to 807 and encodes 257 amino acids. The record is from RefSeq and is a predicted model, not a curated record.